CGUGGCUGCACAUUCACUGGCCGUGUGUGUUGGUGUCUAUGUGUUUGUAGUUUGUCCAUUCCUUUUUUCUACUGCUGCUGCUGUUUCUCCCUGCACUCAAACCGUCCUCUUCUGUCGGAUAUACCCCCUUUUCUUCUACUUCGAAGCUGUUUUUGGGAGUUUAUUCAUUUCGAGGAAAGGUUGAAGAGGAGAUAAAAAGAAAGCAAAGAAGAAAGAGACAAACCUGGAGGUGGAGAAGAAGGGCGUUCAUACUUCGAAGUAACCAUGGAAGUUCCUGGUAUGCAGAGCACUCAGAUCGAUCCGGAUGAGUUGUUCACCAAACUGGAUCGUAUUGGAAAAGGAUCUUUUGGAGAGGUGUUUAAAGGCAUCGAUAAUCGCACUCAGAAAGUCGUUGCCAUCAAAACGAUCGACCUGGAGGAGGCCGAGGAUGAAAUCGAGGACAUCCAGCAGGAGAUCACGGUGCUCAGUCAGUGUGACAGCCCCUACAUCACCAAAUACUAUGGCUCCUACCUGAAGGGCAGUAAACUAUGGAUCAUCAUGGAGUAUCUCGGUGGAGGUUCAGCGCUCGACUUGCUGAGGGCGGGUCCUUUCGAUGAAGCUCAGAUUGCCACCAUGCUGAAGGAGAUCUUGAAGGGGCUCGACUACCUGCACUCAGAGAAGAAGAUCCACAGAGACAUUAAAGCUGCCAACGUCCUGCUGUCGGAGCAAGGCCAGGUGAAGCUCGCAGACUUCGGGGUUGCCGGUCAGUUAACGGACACACAGAUCAAAAGGGAAACCUUCGUGGGAACGCCGUUCUGGAUGGCUCCGGAGGUCAUCCAACAGUCCGCCUACGACUCAAAGGCUGAUAUUUGGUCUCUGGGCAUCACGGCCAUCGAGCUUGCCAAAGGAGAACCUCCAAACUCAGAACUACACCCGAUGCGAGUGCUGUUCCACAUCCCCAAAAAUCCCCCUCCAACGCUGACUGGAGAUUUCUCCAAGAGCUUCAAAGAGUUCACCGAGGCCUGCCUCAACAAGCAGCCCUCUCAUCGUCCCACGGCCAAGGAGCUCCUCAAACACAAGUUCAUCGUCAAACACUGUAAGAAGACGUCCUACCUCAGCGAGCUGAUCGACAGGUACAGGAGGUGGAAGAUGGAGGGGCACAGCGACAGCAGCUCUGACGACUCAGAUAGUGAGUCCAAUAAUAAAGAGAACAGCGAGUCACCAGAGUGGUCCUUCACCACCGUACGUAAGAAGAAGACAGAGGGCAGGAAGGUCCUGAACGGGACGGGUCAGGAUCAGCUGAGUAGAUCUACCAGUCUGACCACAGUCAUCUCUCCAGUUUUCACUGAGUUAAAGCAGCAGCACAAGGAGCACUCUGAGCAGCGACUGGCCAUCGAGGAGCUGGAACGCAACAUCCGAUUGGCUGAAGAAGUCUGUCCGGGCAUCACGGACAGGAUGGUGUCAAACAUCAUUGCCAGGUACCAGAAAUUCACGAGCAACUGAAGGAUUAAAAAACAGAGUACGUUAUGAAGAGAGACUGUGUCUCCGUACGGUGACGCUGCUGGACGAUCGUUAACGGAGGAGAUUUGCUGUGCGAUUUCUCCUCACUGUACACACACAUCACACCCACACACACACUACCAAUGUAAUAUAUACACUAUAUAAUAUAAAUAUGAACUCACUGCUGCUGGUUGAAGCCCUUUUUCUGCCCAGGCUGGAUUCAAAAGUCUCUGCUCCUUUUGUAAGUCUCUAGAAACCUCUUGAAUAUUUGGUCAAAGUUGAAUCUGCUUGAUGAACCAUCAUGUGCCUUAAUAUUUUAUACUGUCAGUCCUUUUCUCAGCAUAGAUGUCUCUUUUUCAGAGGGUUCUCUUCCUUCAGCAGUGGUGUAAGUUUUGCGUCAUGUCUUGCCUUGCCUUUGUAGAUGUCGAUAUGUUUGUUGAGUAGCACUUGAGAUGGAUUACAUGCCAAUAUUACCUGUUUUGUUGUUGUCAGUAAUGCUUUGAAUUACAGCUCCUUGAUCCUGGAAUUUAAUUAAGGUCGAGGCUGCCUUUCAGACCCGAGUAGCUACGUUUUCUCAGUUUUAAAGACCAGAUUCAGUAAUUAGAACUUUGAUUGAACAGUGAUUUACUUUAAAAUGAGCACAAAACCCAAGUAAAAAUAACUUCAUCUGAUUUACUUAUAACCAUUUUUUUUCCUGGAAUUAUUUGGCAUAAUUAUUCUUGUACUACCUAGCUAAAUGUAACCAUUUAAAUCCUCAAGAUAGUUUAAGUAUUUCUAGGUAAGAAGGAGCAAUAUCCUAAAUGUUUAAAGUGCUGCCACUUGAAUAAGAAGUGGAUCAGCAUGCCUGGUAACAAAACCAAUGGUUCACAACUGUUAGCAUAAAAAUUGUUGACUUGGGUGGAAUUGCUAAAAUAUCUCUUCAUAUUGCCUUGUGUCUGGACAAUAAAGUUUCUAGUAUUAGAUUUCUUGGAUGCUGGUACUAGCAGUGAAACAAACUGCAGGUUCAACUGUGCUGCUGGUUAAACGUAGCAUUAGGAAGCAUCAACUUGUUCUUUAAAGUUGGUUCCUUUUUCAAAGCUUGAUGCACAUGGACCUUAUUGGGAGCACAGAUCGUUUUCCAGAAGCAUGAAGGGAGCUGUAAUCAAAACGUAUUACUGAUAGUUUGUACCAAAGACACUAUAAAAAAUUGGUCAUUGUAUAUUUUUGUCUUUUUAUAUAUCAUAAGGGAUGCAAUAAUGCUUGUUGAGGGGGGUUAUGUAAAAUGAAAGAUGUAAGAUUUACAGAAAUGUACUCUUUUUGUAGCGGGGUUUAGAGUUUUAUGAAUAAAUAUUUAAGUUUGAUUGAGAAAUA
Cheilinus undulatus (humphead wrasse) is the source of this 2829-nucleotide messenger RNA. It is a transcript of the gene stk26, whose product is annotated as serine/threonine protein kinase 26. Gene Ontology annotation, biological process: protein phosphorylation. The record is from RefSeq and is a predicted model, not a curated record. NCBI's taxonomy places the organism in Eukaryota, Metazoa, Chordata, Actinopteri, Labriformes, Labridae. Gene Ontology annotation, molecular function: ATP binding; protein kinase activity. The transcript is spliced from 12 exons. Bases 265 to 1482 code for a protein of 405 amino acids.